UGAAGAAACAAAAAAAAAAAAAAAAAACUGUCUUGCAUGUUGAUGACGUCACAAAAGGGCACAGCAGUCAAGCUGAUCAGCUGGUAUUGGUAAACACUGGGGCGGAUGAGCCACUUUUGAAAGCUUUCAUAGGUCCUCCUGAGUUUGAGGACGAGUUUGACUCAGACGGGCUGCGAUGGAUCUCUACCUGGACGGCGAAGCGGAUCCAAACGGUGAUGAUUCUCAUCUUCAGCACGGACCCGGAGGUGACAUGCAGUGGUGCUUCUCUCAGGUGAAGGGAGCCAUUGACGACGACGUAGCUGAAGCGGACAUCAUCUCAACGGUUGAGUUUAACCACACCGGGGAGCUGCUCGCCACUGGAGACAAGGGCGGCCGCGUCGUCAUCUUCCAGCAGGAAAUAGACAACAAGAAUGUGCCCCAGUUCAGGAGCGAGUACAACGUUUACAGCACCUUCCAGAGCCACGAACCCGAGUUCGACUACUUAAAGAGUUUAGAAAUAGAGGAGAAAAUCAACAAGAUCCGCUGGCUUCCCCAGAAGAACGCCGCUCAGUUCCUGUUGUCCACCAACGAUAAAACGAUUAAAUUGUGGAAAAUAAGUGAACGAGACAAGAGACCAGAGGGCUACAAUCUCAAAGAGGAGGAUGGCCGAUACAGAGAUCCUAACACUAUCACGGCCCUGCGGGUACCGGUCUUGAUACCUAUGGACCUCAUGGUGGAAGCCAGUCCCCGCCGGGUGUUUGCCAACGCUCACACCUACCACAUCAACUCCAUCUCCGUCAACAGCGACAACGAGACCUACCUGUCGGCCGACGAUCUGCGCGUCAACCUGUGGAACCUGGAGAUCACCGACCGCAGCUUCAAUAUCGUCGACAUCAAACCGGCCAACAUGGAGGAGCUGACCGAGGUGAUCACGGCGGCGGAGUUUCACCCUCACCAGUGCAACACCUUCGUCUACAGCAGCAGCAAAGGAACGAUCCGCCUCUGCGACAUGAGGGUCUCAGCGCUUUGUGACAAGCACUCCAAGCUGUUCGAGGAACCCGAGAACCCCAGCAACCGCUCCUUCUUCUCAGAGAUCAUCUCCUCCAUCUCCGAUGUCAAGUUUAGCCACAACGGACGCUACAUGAUGACCAGAGACUACCUGUCCGUCAAGAUUUGGGACCUGAACAUGGAAAGCCGUCCCGUCGAGACGUACCAGGUUCACGAGUACCUGAGGAGCAAGCUGUGCUCGCUCUACGAGAACGACUGCAUCUUCGACAAGUUUGAGUGCUGCUGGAACGGAAACGACAGCGUGGUGAUGACCGGCUCCUACAACAACUUCUUCCGGAUGUUCGACCGCGGCCACCGGCGGGACGCCACGCUGGAGGCGUCCCGGGAAAACAGCAAGCCCCUGCAGGUCCUCAAGCCGCGCAAAGUGUGCACCGGGGGCAAGCGCAAGAAGGACGAAAUCAGCGUGGACAGUUUGGACUUCAACAAGAAAAUCCUGCACACCGCCUGGCAUCCGCAGGACAACAUCAUCGCAGUGGCAACCACGAACAACCUCUACAUAUUCCAGGAUAAAGUGAACUAGCAGCCCACAGGUCGCUUCAGAAGGAUCUGAAAGGAUCUCGAUGGCCUGGCGGCGCGCUCCGGCCCGACCAGACGCUCUGUCCUCCAUGUGGACGGGCGACGCCGUGUCCCGUCAUUCGUCCGUCUGCGGCAGAGACGUCUGCCUUGAUGUUAAAGUCAUGUGCCAAUAUUUUUCCUUUCAUCCCGUGUCUUUGCCUGCUGACCUGCCCUUUUACUUUUUAAAACGUGGGUAAUACCUUUAAUUUCCUCAAAAGCUUUGACUAGAGACUUAUUUUUAUAAACUGUCCCUCUGAAUGGUUCUGUGUUAGAAUAAAAACUGUUCAGUACAUCCCGCUCUUUUUUUUUGUCCCCCCAUACCAUAUUGGUGUUCAGAUUUCCUGAAUUCACCUUUUUUAUUUUCUUUUUAAAAGUCAUUUUCAGAUUUUUUGUUUUUUUUCCCCCCUCUCAUUAAAACAUCAAGAAGCAUCUAACCCCCCCCCCCCACAAACCAACAGCUGCCUCCAGGAUUUUAGAUUCCUCACACAUCAUCCAUCUGUUCCUCAUGCUACGAGGGUCCGAACGGUCUCGAAACUCCAGAACACAUUUCCCUUAUUUUUUUUCUUCCUCUUAAAAUGACCGUCUCUGUGCAUUGGUUCCUCUUUCUUUCUUUUCUUUUUUUGUGUUCUCCAACAGUCAGGCAACAGAGAGAAGCUAAACAAAGAUAUUAUCGUUAAUAUUAUGAUGGUCAUAUUUUUAUUAACUGUCUAAAAGUGUUUCGUCCCACUUUGUGGAACAAAGCUGGACCUUUUAGCUUCUUUUUGAGCGAUCUUAAGUUCCACGUUGCCGGUAUUUUACCACAGGGAUUUGACACUGGACUUUUGUUGUGCAUCAACCAAGUGCUUUGGAUGUCUGUGUUGUACGACUGUAAUUUAAAAAAAAAAAACAAAAAGUACAUUAUUUGAGGCACUGAAUAACUUAUUUUAACCACUGCAGACAUUUAAGGACGGGGAGGCCUCCAGCGACGUACAGUUUUACUCUGACGGUGGAAGGAAAAGGAAAGGAUAUAGGAAUUAUUUUUGCAACAUUUUGAUUGUUGUUCAGCUUUUGUUUCACCAAAUGUUGCUUGUUUUGUUUCUGUUGGUUGAAAUACAAUAAAUUAGAACGUCAUUAAACAAUUUUUAUUUCAGUACGCCGGCUGAAACGGUGAAAAUGGGCUUUAUUGCACACGCUGUGAUGCCUGUCAAGUGUUUGUUUCUGUUAACUUUGAUUGUGGCUUACUGCUUCUCCAGAGUUCUGUUUUCACAGAAAAUUACAAUACAACAAAAAUACCAAUUUACGACUUUUAGUGCAGAGUGGUUUUGUUGUGGCCUUAAAUUUUAUAAACACUUCUGAAGGUGAGCCACAGAAAGUCGUGGUUGGAGAAGUUGGUUGAGCAUAGAAGGAAACAUUUAGUAGAUAAAGGUGCAGUACACUAUAGCAUGAAUUAGCAUUGCUGAGGCCUUAGAGAAGCCUAAGUUACUUUAUUAGCUGCCCUAAGCUCAUUUAGAAUAUGUCAUGGGUUGUCUCGCAAUCCUCAUCAAGUUUGCAGAUGUCCCCGUUUUUGCUAGUCUUUCUGCCACAUUUUUUCCUUCCACUAAACUUUCCUUUACUGUUUCUGGCUACAAGACUCUGAACAGCCACCUUCUUUAACAAUAGCCUUUUGUUGCCUAUAAAGGACAUAUUUAUUUAUUUAUUUAGAAUUCAGUUUUAUCUUUGCUGUAAGUCAUAAUGAUCAAAAUCUGCAGAAACAAAUACUUGAAAUAUGUCACUAAUUUACACUGCUGCAUUACAAGUUUUACUAAAAAAAGACUAUAGUUUUUCUUUUA
Molecule: messenger RNA, 3410 nt
Organism: Fundulus heteroclitus (mummichog)
Lineage: Eukaryota; Metazoa; Chordata; Actinopteri; Cyprinodontiformes; Fundulidae
Product: serine/threonine-protein phosphatase 2A 55 kDa regulatory subunit B alpha isoform
Exons: 10
Coding region: 176-1567 (463 amino acids)
Biological process (GO): peptidyl-serine dephosphorylation
Cellular component (GO): cytosol; protein phosphatase type 2A complex
Molecular function (GO): protein phosphatase regulator activity; protein binding
Source: RefSeq, a predicted model, not a curated record